GUUGAAGAAAUGACAUAAAGGAAGCAAAGUCAACAAAACAAAGGUGUUUGAACAAAAUAAAUAAAUAAUGGCGGAGGAUAAAUUAAGGGAAAAAUACCGAAAACAGAGACUGAACUCUGAAGUAGAAAGAUCAAAAGGGAUAAACAUGAAGCUCAAACUAUAUGCAGAUCGCAUGUCUCAGCCUGUUCGAGCUGUCAUCAUCUUCUGCAAGAAAAAUGGUAUAGACUUUGAGGAGAUUAGAGUUGAUAUCGCUAAGCGUCAAAAUUUAACUCCUGAAUACGCAGAAAUUAAUCCCAUGAAGCAGCUGCCCGCCAUCGUUGAUGGAAGAUUUAAGCUGUUUGAGAGCCAUGCCAUUCUUGUCUAUCUUGCUUCUUCAUUUCCUGGAGUUGCAGAUCAUUGGUACCCGGCUGAUGUUUUCAAGAGAAGUAAGAUACAUUUGGUGUUGGAUUGGCAUCACUCCAACUUACGUCGUGGUCCAACCACAAUUGUUCGGAAUACUGUCCUAGCACCGGUGCUUGGCCGUCCAUUGAAUCCAGAAGCAGCUGCUGAAGGUGAGAAAUUUCUGUCUGCAUCUCUGUCGAAGAUAGAGUCCGUUUGGCUCAAGGGUAAUGGCCGUUUUUUGCUCGGCGGGAACCAACCAUCUAUAGCUGAUCUUAGCCUCGUUUGUGACAUAAUGCAACUCGAGCUUUUGGGUGAGACGGAACGAAACAGGUUAUUGGGUCCUUACAAGGAAGUUCAGCUGUGGAUCGAAAACACAAGAAAUGCUACAAAUCCUCACUUCGAUGAAGUGCAUAAGAUCCUAAUGAAAGCCAAAGAAAAACUGCAAAAUCCGCGGUUGAAGGGAGCGAAUAACGAAGGUGGCGAAUCUGACAUGAAAAGAACUUUGCAUUCAAGAAUUUGACAAAUGGAAAACUGCAUUACCUGUAUGUAUCAUUAGUACUUGUAGCGUUUUAAUCUUUGCUCUUCUUUUUUUUGAAAAACAAUAGAUGCUAUAGUAAUGGAUGAUGAUUGAUGAAGUAUUAUUCUUAUUUUACCUGUUUUUUUA
This is a messenger RNA of Gossypium raimondii (Peruvian cotton), 1045 nucleotides long. Its product is annotated as glutathione S-transferase T1. Lineage: Eukaryota; Viridiplantae; Streptophyta; Magnoliopsida; Malvales; Malvaceae. Bases 68 to 901 code for a protein of 277 amino acids. The record is from RefSeq and is a predicted model, not a curated record. The transcript is spliced from 7 exons.